Molecule: messenger RNA, 2965 nt
Organism: Monodelphis domestica (gray short-tailed opossum)
Lineage: Eukaryota; Metazoa; Chordata; Mammalia; Didelphimorphia; Didelphidae
Gene: FOXL3
Product: forkhead box L3
Biological process (GO): regulation of transcription by RNA polymerase II; cell differentiation; anatomical structure morphogenesis
Molecular function (GO): DNA-binding transcription factor activity, RNA polymerase II-specific; RNA polymerase II cis-regulatory region sequence-specific DNA binding
Source: RefSeq, a predicted model, not a curated record
AAAAGAGGAGGGGGGUAGGAGAGGGACGAGGCGCUAAGGGAGAACCCCACACCAGCUCUUGCACCCUGCCGGAGCUGAGCAGAGCCCGGCUGUGAGAAAGAUGUUCGAUAACACGCAGUAUCCCUACAACUGUUUCAACUACGAUGGUGAUGAUUACCCCGCCUGCAGCUCCGAUGAGGAGAAGAAACUCAGUCGCCCAGCUUACAGCUACAUUGCCUUGAUUGCAAUGGCCAUCCAGCAAAGCCCUACCAAUAGAGUGACGCUGUCUGGCAUUUAUGACUUUAUAAUGAAGAAAUUCCCUUACUACAGAUCAAACCAAAGAGCCUGGCAAAACUCCAUUAGGCAUAACCUCUCCCUAAACAGUUGUUUUGUAAAGGUCCCCAGAAUGGAAGGGAACGAGAAGGGAAAGGGAAACUAUUGGACUUUCGCUUCAGGAUGUGAGUCCAUGCUGGAUCUUUUUGAAAACGGGAACUAUCGGAGGAGGCGGAGGAGGAGAAAUAUGAAAAAAGAACCUAAAUACCAGAACUCAGGUGGGAUUAUGGAGCCUUCCACAACCGAGCUGCCCAUUACAGAUUCAUGCUCAGAGAGCAUCCACCUGAAUGAAGGCACGACGAAGAAACAGGAGUUCAGAACCCCUCACCUAGAGCCUUCUCCAUUCUAUUCAAAUGAUCUCUCCAAUCGGCAGAACCUAAACAAUGCCUCCCUUGGAAAAUCUGACUCAGAAAUUAAAUUUAGCAUUGAUUACAUCCUCUCAUCUCCCGAUCCCUUGCCUGCCUUAAGAUCGCCCUUCAAUCCCCAAGACAAUAAAUAUCAUCUUCUGGAGCCUCAACAAAUUAACCUCCAGUUUUGGACAAUGUGAGAUGCUCAAAAAAUGGGGUAAUUUUGGUACUGCUCUAUAGCACUAGCUUUCAGUUAGUGAGAUUGCUGUGCUUCUUUCCCAUAUCAUCUUCUGAAAGAGCACAAUCAAGCCAACUUUUCAUAUAAAAACUGAGCUGUUCAAUCAAAACCAAAAGCUGGAUUUCAGCCGUUUGUGCUUAAUGGUUAAUCCACUUGUUGGGGGGGGGGGGUGGCUUUUGAUUUCAUAAACAAUGCAAAUGGAAAACUGGCUAUUAUUCCUUUAAAGAUGCUCACCUGUGGAGAAAUCUACAUCAUGGAUCAAUUCAAUUCAGUUCAAUUCAACAAAAAUGUGCCAGGCAUCGUGUUGGGCAUUGGGGUUAUAAAAACAUACUCACACCAUAUAGAUUAACCUGCUGACACCAUUUUCCAGCUAAAUCCUUAAGAGAGAGAGAGAGAGAGAGAGAGAGAGAGAGAGAGAGAGAGAGAGAGAGACAGACAGACAGACAGACAGACAGACAGACAGACAGAUAGACAGACAGACAGAGACAGAGAGAGACAGAGACAGAGACAAUAUUUGAUUCCUUUAUUCUAAUUCUUAGCUCGUUGCUCCAUUCCCUAACAAAAUUUAUUGAUAGCUCUUUUAGUGGCUGGAUGAGAGAGUUAUAUCAACUCUAAACAGUAAUAUGUGGUAGUAAUUUAUCCAAUGAAAGUUAUAUCUAGAUAUUGCUUACUUUGGUUAAUAUUUGGUGGAUGAUGUGAUAAGAUCUGACAGAUAUGCCCCAUCUCAUCUGCAAAGAAAGUGUCCUCUUGUAUUAUUGUGAUGGCUUAAGAAAUCCCUUGAAUUUGUUCUAUUUAACGUGGAAGGAGAUAAAAGUGGGCUUGGAAUUUUAGGCAUUGGCUAAAUACUGAAAUGGAGUUAGUUUUAUUCCCUGGCUCAAAAUAGUAAAUUCAUAUGAAGUCACUGAUCCCUCCUGCUAUCAGCCACCAAAGUGAUACUGGAAAAAUGUCCUUUCCAUUUUGGUGAAGUGGGUAAUCACAGUCUGGCACAAUUACAGAUAUCCAUAUUAGGAUGGCAUGCAUCAUUUGAAAUAUAAAUGAUUUCAUUACUGUGAGAAAUGAACAUUUAGAGAAAUAUAAUCAUACACAUGAAACUAUUUGGCCACUUGGCAUUUUAAAAAAUCAUAUAUGUCUUUACAGAAUUAAUUGCUCUCUACAACAUAAUUUGAUUGUUAGCAUAGAUUAUUCUAGAAAUGAUUUGCAAAGUAGCAACCAUAGACUUAAACAGAAAUACAUUCAGAGAUGCUAGUCUUCUCAAUAUACAAUUUUAAAAACAAAUUCAGGCUUUAGAAAAGGAACUUAAGGUAAAUGAAAGUAGGCAAAUUAACAAGGAUAAACCAAACCAUGUAAAAGAUAGACUUAGACAUUGUUCAAAUUUUGAAAUGGGAAGUCUGACAUUUCAUUAAAUUAUUCAUACUGUAUAUAGAUACUUGACAUACUCUUACAUAUUUUCAGAUGAGGAAAGAUCGCCAGUGACAUUUAUAAAUAUUGUGAAAUUGCAUGAUUUUGUCUUUUCUCGUGUUCAAAAUUGUUACGGAUGCUUCUACUGUACUGCCUUUCCAGCUCUCUGCCCCCCAAAAAACAUCCUGCUGACUUCUUUCUUAGAAAAUGAUAUGGGUUUUCAGAAAGCCCUUCACCUUAGCAAGAAUAAGUGCUUUUCCACAUUCCAUUGGAAAAAUUUUUCUCAGAAAAGCAGCAGAAUCUAUGGAAAUCUAUUUUAAAAAGGACCAACAAAUGGCAAGGAUAUCACCAAAAGCAAAACAGAACACCACCUGCCUUCCAAGUUUCUAAUAAUAUUUUUCAAUAACCAUGAGACAUUUUCAUGUUGUCAGAAUGAUGAUAUGUAUAUGUGUAUGUGUGUCUUGUGAGUUUUUUUAUGUGUCUGCACUCCAAUGUACAUAUAGCUAUAUUUAUAUCUGAGUUGCUGUCUUGCCAAAAACAUUAUUUUUAAUUAUGCUAUAUAUAAGCAGGAUGGUGACAAUGCAAUGUAGUCUGUACUGGAAACGAGUAUAUAUGGAGUGUUUGGAAAUAUAUUUUUCUGUUGCCAAUGGAGCAAACACAAUUUGCUUUA